ACAUAUUUAUGAUAGUAUUGUUUUCGUAGGUCAUAUAUGCGUGGAUUCAAUAUUUAAGUAAAAUAUUAAUUCAAGUUAGGAAUAAUCAGUAUUACAGAUUGUUUUACACCAUCAAAUGCGACCGUGAAAUAAGUAUGCAUUCAAAGCAAGUACUGUUUUGUUAUUUGGUGUCUGAAAUUAAAAAUUGUUAAAUUGGACCAUCAUGCCCAAUCGGCAGCUGCCAACUCAAUUGCGGUUCAGUUAAGAAAUUUUAAUCUCGAACUUUUUUACUGCAUAGAAGUAAUCUGUAUAUAUCUGCAUCUUUGGAGUAAAUUGUAGUAAACAGUGAAUUUCUGAUUCAAUGUGUCCCAUAAAUUGGCGACGCUUUUGUGAAGAGUGGCGCAUCUGGAUACGACCACUUUUGAUCGUCACCUAUGGUAUAUUUGCAAUUAUCAUCGUACCAUUGCUUAUUGUCAAUUCCGUAAAGGAUGGAUUUACGCGGAAAGAUCAACUUAUACUCAUUGGAGGGCUUUUUGUGUUGUCCGCUGUACCAGUAUCAAUUUGGCACAUCAUACAGCAUGUAAUACAUUUCACUAAACCGAUUUUGCAGAAGCAUAUUAUACGAAUUUUAUGGAUGGUACCAAUUUAUGCCCUCAAUGCGUGGAUUGGACUAUUUUUUCCUAAGCAUUCUAUUUACGUAGACUCUCUGCGUGAAUGUUACGAAGCUUAUGUGAUUUACAACUUUAUGGUCUACCUAUUGCGCUAUCUCAAUUUAGGAAUGGAUCUAGAAGCCACCAUGGAAUAUAAACCACAGGUGUACCAUUUCUUUCCGCUUUGUUGCAUGAGACCUUGGCCUAUGGGUCGUGAAUUUAUACACAAUUGUAAACACGGAAUUCUUCAAUACACAGUGGUCCGACCUAUCACCACAUUCAUUUCUGUUAUUUGCGAGCUAUGUGGUGUCUAUGGAGAAGGAACAUUUGCGGGAAACGUGGCAUUUCCUUACAUCAUUGUGAUCAACAACAUUUCACAGUUUGUUGCCAUGUACUGCUUGGUGCUCUUCUACAAAGCUAAUAAAGAAGACCUUAAGCCAAUGAAACCGAUACCAAAGUUUCUUUGCAUUAAAGCAGUGGUAUUCUUCUCAUUUUUCCAAGGUGUAAUAUUGUUUUUACUAGUCUACUAUAAGGUUUUGCAAAAAUUAUUCACACUUGGAGACGAUACGAACUUGGCGUCAAUGCUGCAGAACUUUCUCAUUUGUAUUGAGAUGUUCAUCGCAGCCGUGGCACACAUUUAUAGUUUUCCGCAUCAUCCGUUCCAUAUCAAUUCUCCUCAAUAUUGGAAUAAUCCGAAUCAUAAUUGGUGCCGUGCUUUUCUCUCCAUGAUGGACAUCUCGGAUAUGCAACAAGAUGUUACCGAGCAUUUGGGGGUAGUAAGCAGCUCUAUUAGCCGACAUUUUCAAGGUCGAAGCAACUAUCAACCUUUAUCGCGCGGUACCCGCCGAUCCAGUGGUGAGACGGAAUAUUUAAUCAGCAAACGACAAGAUAGUGACAACAAUCCGGAGGCUAUAAUCAGUGACAUGCCGACAGCGAGUUCAAUGGUCGGCGAUGUGAUGAUAGUUAGUAGCAAGGGCGGCGUUGUUGGACAAACAGGUAAUAGAAAAAGACAUAAUUCGAAUUUCGCUAGUAAACCAUUGGCUAAAGCCAAUCGCUACGGAGCUACAGAUAAUCUUGCAUUGCCUGUUGGCGAAAUCGCACUAACCACUGAUUCUACAUCUCACAUCCACAUAGCAGACAUGCAUUCAGCCUACAACACAUCGUGUGCCGUUAACGCAGAAGCCGCCGGAACGCAUUCCAAUUUCGGAAUAAAUAUACAGAAACGAGAGGUAAACGCUCGCGAACGCUCACCUCAGCAAGUGUAUGGCGCCCCCGUACCUGGUGGCAAUAGCUUUUUACAAGCACGCAACGUAGGUGUACAUUCCAGCAGCAUUCCCGACACAGGCGACGAUUUUGUUUCGUUAAUUGGGACUGGCAGAUGACAUCGUAAUAUAGGAAGUAGUAGCAAUAGUCAAAAUUAUAAUCCAUCGGCAGUCGAUUUGACAUCAGUGUCAGUUUCGGCGUCGAUUGGUAUUUCUAGUAGUCUUAAAUUAUCGACAGGUGGCAGCGGUAAUAGCAGUUCCCCUGAUUGGCUAAGCACGUCCCAUUCUGAAGAUGAUAACGAUAAUGACAGCGACGACGACGACAAUGAUUACAACAACAUAACAUUAAGCGAUGGUAACGUUAGUGACAUUCGGCGCACGGGUGACUUUGGGGGAGGCAAUUUUGCUGCUAGCGCAUAUGUUGAUGAGCAGCGUGGCCACAAUGAAAUGUCACCAGACUACAUCGCAACGAGACGAUCACCACACAGACCUACUAACAGCGGGCACAUCACAUAGAUAACUCAACAGCCGUGGUACUAAGAGCAAUAUGUUUAUUUAUCUUAUUAUUUUAUUUCACUGUGUAUUAUUUCUUUUUUACUUACGUAAUUUAGAAGUUCUUGUUAUUUCGUGCAUUUAUGAGUUGUAUAUUAUCGGCAAAGUGAUGUUUUUGCUCAUUUUAUAUCGAUUUUGCUUUUUGCCUAAUUAUUUUUGAUUUUCCGUUUGAAGAGCUGAAACAGUUCAUCUUUUUUAUGUGGAAGAAAUUUCAGGCAUUAGUAACGUAAUCAUGUGGCCUUUUCAUACGGAAGUAGAAAAAAGUGUUAUUUUCUUAUUAAGCAAAAAAGACUGGGGUUCAAAUUAUUUACUUAGAAGUAGCUGUUUCUAAAGCGAACUUACGUUUUAUUAAAAUUAACUAUAGACUUUUUGUAGUUGACCACGUGAAUUAAUUUGGGAAGUUUAUGUGUAAGACGGAAUGACGAAUAGAAAUCUUGAAUAUCAAUCAAAAAAUUCGAUUAUGAAGUUUAUUUAAAGCGCAUAAUUAAACUAUAGGCA
Anastrepha obliqua is the source of this 2941-nucleotide messenger RNA. Its product is annotated as transmembrane protein 184C. The record is from RefSeq and is a predicted model, not a curated record. Gene Ontology annotation, molecular function: transporter activity. Gene Ontology annotation, biological process: transport. NCBI's taxonomy places the organism in Eukaryota, Metazoa, Arthropoda, Insecta, Diptera, Tephritidae. The transcript has 6 exons. Bases 341 to 2011 code for a protein of 556 amino acids.